This is a messenger RNA of Iphiclides podalirius (scarce swallowtail), 339 nucleotides long. The record is from the annotation of a GenBank genome assembly. NCBI's taxonomy places the organism in Eukaryota, Metazoa, Arthropoda, Insecta, Lepidoptera, Papilionidae.
AUGAAAUGCGCUAAGCUGCAUUUACAAGAGAGGACUAAGGCGAGACCAAAAUCCGAGCCACGUCAUGGGAAGCCCAGAAGAUAUUGCCAAAAACUUUUAGUGGAUCCACAAUUUGAAGAUGAUGCAAAAUGGCCAAAUACGAUACAAAGGUACCGUUGCGCAGUCGAUCAGGAGAAUUACGAUUUUAAUGGAACCUCAAAGGCCCAAAACCAUCACGACCCCAGCGAUAUGUUUCUUUCAGUGCAAACAUUGCAGUUUAAAGUGGAGGUCACUGGCGGCAUAGCGAGUGUGACAGAGCCGCUGCGAAAGGAUUGGUACGCCAUAGGCCACCCCGCCCGA